AUGUCCGACAAGCAUGGACAAAAGGGCCAACAGCCCGAUGGAGUCCCCUUCGAACCAGCCCUGGAGAAGUCACUGCCAGCGCACAAAGAGCACCUCUUUGACGUUGACGACGUCGCCGUCGAUUAUUCCGGAGCUCAUGCAAAGCAGGACCCAGAAGAGAUCAAACUGGUAAAACGGCUUGAUUGGUUCAUUAUGCCUACAUUGUGGCUGAUGUAUGUGUUCAACUACCUGGACCGGAACGCAAUUGCACUGGCACGGCUAGAUGACCUCGAAGACGAACUUGGUCUCACCUCUACCCAGUAUCAAACAUGUGUUAUGAUCUUGUUCGUCGGAUAUCUACUAGGGCAGAUUCCUAGCAACAUGCUCAUGACUCGAGUCAGGCCAUCGUGGUAUAUGGCUAGUUGUAUGGCUUUAUGGGCGGUCGUUAGUGCCUUAACUGCUGUGGCCCAGAAUUUCACCGGUCUCCUCCUGGCAAGAUUCUUCCUCGGCAUCACCGAAGCACCUUUCUAUCCUGGCGCGCUAUAUGUCCUGUCGCUAUUUUACACCCGCAAGGAGAUUGCUACACGAAUGUCGAUCCUAUACACAGGAGCUCUGGCAGCGACAGCGGUUGCAGGCCUGAUUGCAAUUGGAAUCUUUGAGAUGAGCGGCAUUGGUGGCAUCACGGGCUGGAGAUGGCUCUUCAUCAUUCAAGGUGUCUUGACCUUUGUCGUUGCAGUUGCGGCAGGCUUCAUCCUCCCAGAUGAACCUCUGAAAACCAAAUGGUUAUCACCAACACAACGACAGCUGGCGCAUGACCGGAUUCACAAUGACACUGUGGAGGUUCGGGAGCAUAGUACUGCGUUCACAGGUCUCUUGGAAGCAGCCAAGGACCUUCGACUAUGGGUUUUUGUUCUUAUGCAACACAUGCAUAUCGCCGCUGGGGCGUACAAGAACUUCUUCCCUACUGUCAUCGAAACCCUUGGGUAUAAUCGAACUGCGACUUUAGCCCUGACAUGCCCUCCCUACUUUGUUGCUGGGCUAACCUCGAUUUUGUGGGCGUUGAAUUCUGGCCGUAUGAAUGAACGAACAUGGCAUAUUACGAUUGCGAAGAGCGUAGCAAUAAUCGGAUUCAUCACUGCCUGCGCUACUCUCAAUACUGGAGCUCGAUACUUUGCCAUGUGCUUGUUCUCGGUUGGAGUCUAUGCCUGCCACAGCAUCAUCUUAGGCUGGGUGGCCGCUACUUGUGGACAGACUAAAGAGAAAAAGGCUGUUUCACUGGCAAUUGUGAACACAUUCGCAACAUUGUCUCAAAUCUGGACUGCGUACCUUUGGCCAAAGACCGACGCACCAAGAUAUACAAUGGCAAUGUCGGCCAGUGCAGCAGUCUCGUUCGGAGCAUUGGCACUGGCCUGGCUGAUGAAGUUUAUGCUGGUUCGGGCAAAUCGAAAAAUAAAACAGAGCAACAAUGAGGCUACUCUGUUGUAUGCAUACUGA
Molecule: messenger RNA, 1473 nt
Organism: Exophiala mesophila
Lineage: Eukaryota; Fungi; Ascomycota; Eurotiomycetes; Chaetothyriales; Herpotrichiellaceae
Exons: 4
Coding region: 1-1473 (490 amino acids)
Biological process (GO): transmembrane transport
Cellular component (GO): membrane
Molecular function (GO): transmembrane transporter activity
Source: RefSeq, a predicted model, not a curated record